Molecule: messenger RNA, 585 nt
Organism: Grosmannia clavigera kw1407
Lineage: Eukaryota; Fungi; Ascomycota; Sordariomycetes; Ophiostomatales; Ophiostomataceae
Exons: 3
Coding region: 1-585 (194 amino acids)
Source: RefSeq, a predicted model, not a curated record
AUGACGAAUGGCUCAAGAUCUCACAUAUUCAGCCUGCUGAGUGACGAGGUGCUUGUGCACUUUUUAUACGCUCGAGGCGUGUCCGUGCCAAGCGAUGCAAGUCACGACGUAUUGGUCGCGCUAGCCGACGAAAAUGCUGACCUCCCUAUUGUACCGGCACCGUUGACCCCGGCGACUGUAUUUGGCGUCCUCACGCUGGCUCACUUGAACUUCUUUCUGCGGAAGAAGCACGGCGAAGCCGUCAAUGCAAAUGCGGCAUGGACGAUUGCUGCGCCUCCGAAGCUAGCGAGGAUCAAGAUCGAAGCCUUACGGCAGUAUGCGACACAGGAGAUCUACCAGAAGCAAAUUGCCGGGCAAGACGAGGCGCUGAGCCAGUUCGGCCAGGACAUUGCCGACACGUGGAAGCAAAAGAUCGAGCUGCAGGCCGGCGCAGAGCCCAGUCUCUUCGGACCACAUCCGGCAGAGGAUGAUAUUGAUGUGCUGUACGAAGAUCUCGGACUGCUUAGGGACAGGACCAAGGAUCGGCAGCGGUCGCUGGAGAAAUUAGGCAUGGUGCUGGACUUGCUGCGGACAGGGAAAAGGUAG